ACAAGAGAAGAAGAACAGAAGAGAAGAGGAAGAGGAAGAAACUCGUUCUCAGAAGAGGAACUGCAAAAUAAUGGUAGAGACGACCCAACAACCUCCACAGGUGGUGCCACCACCUCCAUUAGUUGCGGGACCAAGAGCGUUUCCUCCAGCAGAGCAGCUUCACCAGCUUCACUACUGCAUCCACUCUAAUCCUUCAUGGCCGGAAGCGGUCCUUCUGGCUUUCCAACAUUAUAUUGUGAUGCUAGGAACUACGGUCAUGAUUUCAUCCCUUAUUGUUCCUCAAAUGGGUGGAGACAAUAAAGAUAAAGCCCGUGUGAUUCAGACAUUGCUAUUUAUGGGGGGAAUCAAUACACUUCUUCAAACAUUUCUUGGGACGCGACUUCCUACAGUGAUGAGUGCAUCUUCUGCAUAUGUGAUACCAGUUAUGUCAGUUAUCAAUGAUUUCUCUAAUAGUGUCUUCACAAAUGAGCAUGAGAGAUUUGUUCAUACUGUGAGAGCUAUUCAAGGGUCUCUGAUUGUCUCUUCUUUUCUUAAUAUCAUAAUCGGGUACAGCAAGGCAUGGGGGAAUUUUACAAGGUUCUUCAGUCCUGUUGUUAUUGUUCCAGUGGUCUGUGUUGUGGGUCUUGGUCUGUUUGGGAGGGGCUUUCCCCGGGUUGCUGACUGCAUUGAAAUUGGUCUGCCCAUGCUAAUUCUAUUGGUUAUCUGCCAGCAAUAUUUGAAGCAUGUUCAUGAGAGCACACAUUCCCUACUUGAGAGGUUUGCCUUGCUUUUCUGCAUUGCAAUUAUCUGGGCUUUUGCUGCUAUCCUUACUGUUGGUGGUGCUUACAAUGGUGUCCGUGAGCAGACUAAGAUAAACUGCCGCACUGACCGUUCUUACCUAAUGUCAUCAGCUCCUUGGAUUAGAAUUCCAUACCCUUUUCAGUGGGGUGCACCCAUUUUCCGUGCCAGUCAUAUCUUUGGCAUGAUGGGAGCAGCACUUGUUUCAUCAGCUGAGUCAACUGGAACAUAUUUCGCUGCUGCACGUUUUGCAGGAGCUACACCACCUCCAGCACAUGUCCUUAGUCGAAGCAUUGGCCUGCAGGGUAUUGGCACGCUGCUUGAUGGGAUAUUUGGUGCUGCUUUUGGUACUAGCGCAUCCGUUGAAAAUGUUGGCCUUCUUGGAUUGACACAUGUAGGGAGCCGGAGAGUAGUCCAGAUAUCAACUACAUUCAUGAUCUUCUUCUCAAUAUUUGGGAAGUUUGGGGCCUUUUUUGCAUCGAUUCCGUUGCCAAUAUUUGCUGCUGUAUACUGUGUUCUAUUUGGACUUGUUGCUGCGGUUGGAAUUUCAUUUAUUCAGUUCACCAACAAUAACUCCAUGAGAAAUCUCUACAUCUUGGGUCUCUCUCUCUUCCUGGGAAUAUCCAUUCCUCAGUAUUUUAGUGAUUACACUGCUUCGGAUGGGCAUGGACCAGUCAAAUCACCCGGAGGAUGGUUCAAUGACAUAUUGAAUUCAAUAUUCUCAUCACCUCCAACUGUGGCAAUGAUUAUUGGGACGCUGCUUGAUAAUACACUCGAUGCCGGGCGUGCAGCUGAAGACAGAGGACUGCCUUGGUGGGUGCCCUUCCAGAAUAGGAAGGGAGAUGUCAGAAAUGAAGAGUUCUAUAGCCUUCCCCUUAGAAUACAUGAGUAUAUUCCCACCAGAUUUCUCUAAGUACUAACACAUCCUUGUACAUCUGUUACUUUAGUUAUGAUUGAAAUCUUAGUCUCUGUUAACAUUUAACAAUAUAUGAAGUAAUGUUUUGAGCUGUAGACAAA
Telopea speciosissima is the source of this 1794-nucleotide messenger RNA. Its product is annotated as nucleobase-ascorbate transporter 3-like. The record is from RefSeq and is a predicted model, not a curated record. Gene Ontology annotation, molecular function: transmembrane transporter activity. Lineage: Eukaryota; Viridiplantae; Streptophyta; Magnoliopsida; Proteales; Proteaceae. Bases 71 to 1690 code for a protein of 539 amino acids. The transcript has 14 exons. Gene Ontology annotation, biological process: transmembrane transport. Gene Ontology annotation, cellular component: plasmodesma; plasma membrane.